AUGUCUUUCUACGACAACAACGAGGGCUCGUGGACGGGCCCUGGUCGCCAGCCAUCAUGGGAGCAGCCGCCGCCUCCCUCGCGCUCCGGCACUGGAUCGUCCGUGUCUCAGCCAUCCGACCCACACGCUUUUGCAUCGCAGUUUGAAGAGAUCGACCGCGCGACCGACAACUUGAUGAAGAGUGGCAAAUGGCUCCCUGGGCCCGUGCCGGGAGGUCAAAACAUGGCGGGUGCGUCUGGACGAAGGGAUAGCAUGCCAGCCGUGGGGCGAGGUCCUGACUAUGGCGCAGAUCCGCGAAUGCUCGGUGGUCCAUCGCGACACCAGUCAAUCAGCGAAUAUGAGGGAGGUCGUCCAGGGUCUGCUGGCUUGCAGGGCUACUAUGCCGGCCAGCGGUUUCCAGGAGGCCGACAAAGUGAAGCCGAGCAGAUGCUCCAGGCCAAGCGCAGGAUGGCCGCUCAGCGUGAGCGCGAGCUGCGAAACUACCACCAAGAGCAGCAGUACAACCGAAGCGUCAAAAGCGAUCGAUCAAUGAGCCCCACGACGAUGAGCGAGGACGACCGACGCGAAUUAAUCGCUCGCCAACACCGCGCGCUCUACGGUGACAAUGCCAACAUGUACGCGGAUGGUGGUGCACGCGCGCCGAGCCAGGACGUCCGAGUUUCAAGCGCUGGUCGUGGCCCAUCGCCCCUGGCCUUUGAUCCUUUCGGUCAAGCUCAGGCUGGCGCAGAAGGUGCAGUUCAGAUGCCACCGCGCGAUCGCGCUGAAAGUACUGCGUCUCCGAUCUCUAACCCGCCGGCUCAACAGGCUUUCGGGCUACUGAAUGAGGCUCAGCAGAGCAGCCGCACGUCGAAUUCAUCACCAGGCGCUUCGCCACCACUCAGCGGAGGACAGAAGGGUAAUGUGUCUGGUGUUGCGCCGAUUGGGACUCGACCCGCGCAGGGCCCUGGUGUGCCUGGUGCAUUGAACAAACGCUCGACCACACCACUUACUCCCUCGUCGCUCAGUUACGGCUUCAACGCCAGCGACGGCCAGAACAUCAACAAGGACGAGCGCUCAACCUCAGCAUCAUCCAACCCUCCAAUCGCGGCGGACAAAAACGUCUCUGGCCUUGGAAACUGGGGGAGCAACAGUGGCGUGUGGGGAUCGGGCAAAAGCACUCUCGCCGUCCAGCCUUCUGUCUGGGGCUAG
Messenger RNA from Zasmidium cellare ATCC 36951, 1188 nucleotides. RefSeq lists its product as uncharacterized. The record is from RefSeq and is a predicted model, not a curated record. The coding region runs from base 1 to 1188 and encodes 395 amino acids. The transcript has 2 exons. NCBI's taxonomy places the organism in Eukaryota, Fungi, Ascomycota, Dothideomycetes, Mycosphaerellales, Mycosphaerellaceae.